UCUAACUAUAUCCGGUAUCCUCAUCCUCAUCAUUCGCCUGUAACACCACAUUUGGAACGCUUUCGCCAAAAUGCUCAGUGUGAAUUCAUUGUGCAAUCAAUUGAUGAAGUAAUUGUGUAUUGAAACGAGUAUUAGUUAGUCCAAUACAAUUCAAGUAGUGAUUGUGCUAAAGUCAAGAAGAUUUUUCCAAUGUCCUUACAGGUAAAUCCUUAACCUUCAUCUUCAGACCCCUUAAUUGGAAAACUAUAGUACAUAGCCCCCCCCCCUUGCCCAACAGUUCUGAACGCAAUUGUAAAAGAAAUAUUCAAGAGAAAAACCGAUAACAUCACAUCGCUCUGCUUGCAUCUUUGAAAGUAUUUAUACAAAAUAUCAGUGAUCUUAUUUCUCUCCAAUAAUUCAAAAUGUUACAAGACUGCUUGUACUUGAUUAGCAUCCAAUACAAAUAUAAUAUGUACAUUAGUUGUCCAAGGAGGGCGAGGGAGGUACACGCGCAAAUAUAUUUGUGUUAUAUUUGCAUUAGAUGCUAAUCAAAUAUAUCUAUAUAAGUGGGCAUGCCAUUGCGUAAACUUAGAUACGUUAUUCAUAUAAAUAAGAUCCGAAAUCUUCGGGUUGUAUGUUGGUUUGGUUUAGUGAAGUGGGCAGUUUUAGAAUGAAGUUCCCCGUUGUUCUAUUAAGCCUUGUGUGCUCUUUAGCCCUUGUGUGUAUUAUUGUUAUUAAAAACAAUGCAAAUUACAUUUGUUUAAUAACAAAUACGUCGGUCCAAUCGGAAGAAAAUGCUACCUAACAAACUAUAUGAAUCACAAUUAUAAUUUUCUACAAUAUACCUAGUCAUAUUUAGUAAUGACAAUUAUUUGAUAACAAUCCCUAUAUAAUGGAAUAUAAUAAAGUGGCACACAAUAAUUAUAAUUAUUAAAAACAAUAUCUUGGUGCAAGAAGCAGCUACAACGCCAAUUACAUUCAAAAUGAUCACCUCGCUGAUUAUACUCUUUUCAGCAUUUGUCUUAGCUUUGGGAACCGAAGACGACCUCAAUCCCCUUAAAUCAACUACAGGUGGUUUGGCUUUGAGGAACCAGUUCCCUUACAUGGUAUCAAUCGAACGGGAAUGGAUGGUAUAUACGUCCCAUGUUUGCGGCGGGACGAUCAUCUCCCACACCCACGUCUUGACAGCGUCCCAUUGCCGAAGGGCCUACGGGACUUACAUCGUAGUCGCCGGUAUCCAACACCUGGAAGAGAUCACCGACGAAACACAAACGAAAAGGGUCGCAGAAUUUAUUUCCCACCCCGAUUUUAAAGAUGAAGAAACUUUAACCGGUCAUGAUAUAGCCAUCGUGAUCCUGGAAUCGCCCUUCACAUGGUCAAAGGCAGUUCAACCAGUGUAUCUUCCCAGACCUGAGGAAGAAUUCACGGGAAUGGCUGUGUUGUCAGGUUGGGGAGAAGGCGAACAGGGAUACACUCUAAGUCUUCGAUAUGCGUCAAAAAAACUUAUAUCUCUAACAGAAUGCGCUGCAAUUCUCAAUACUGUGGGGAAGACGACAAACGUUCUCGACGAGAAGAAUAUUUGUACCAGCGGCCCCAGGAGUCAGGUGUCUUGCAUCCGAGACUCCGGAAGUGCACUUGUGAAGAAUGGUGUCUUGGUAGGGGUGGUUUCGAGGGGCAUAUUGCCCUGCGGACAGCAGAAUGCCCCCACGGUUUACACAAGAAGCUCUAGUUUAGUAGAAUGGAUUCAAUCUCAUACAAACGAUCUGCCUUGAACUGUAAUGAUCUAAUUAUAAUUAAUUACCUCUAACUAUAUGUAAUGUAAAGAUAUUAUUUUAAACUAUGCGUAUGUUUAAGUUUUAGACGCCCUAGUACGUAUUUUGAAAGUAAAUUAAAUACCUACCUAUGUAAUAAUUAUUUAUU
Messenger RNA from Agrilus planipennis (emerald ash borer), 1899 nucleotides. Its product is annotated as trypsin-2-like. Lineage: Eukaryota; Metazoa; Arthropoda; Insecta; Coleoptera; Buprestidae. Gene Ontology annotation, molecular function: serine-type endopeptidase activity. The transcript is spliced from 5 exons. The record is from RefSeq and is a predicted model, not a curated record. Gene Ontology annotation, biological process: proteolysis. The coding region runs from base 963 to 1751 and encodes 262 amino acids.